AUGUGUUAUGAAGUACCACCUGUACCGGCGCCCCAGAAUGAACACGCUAAACGCACAAAUGAGCUCUUCACUGUCUUUUACGAGGAACUCGGAAAAUGGCCCUGGGAGGUCAUCUCAUUUGGCCCAAGGAGAUGGGGCCAGAAACUAGUCUCGGGUUUCACGAGACUUCUGAGCGUUGACCUUCCUAAGACUGACGGGGUAACGCUCGGGCAACUCAUCGACUUCUUGCAUGAUCACUCUGCGGAUCACACGAUGCCGCAAUACAGAUAUCAGCUGAGCAUGAAGCUUAUCGCGAAAGCAACCAAGUGGCUGGCAGAUAAGCGUGAACUCCCUAGUGCUCAACCACAUGACUCCGAUUCCGAUUCCGAUUCUGACGGUUCCAUCCUCAAUGAACCUCAGAACGUGACCCGCAACAAAGCUCAAGCCCGAGCUCUCCACACAGAUACCAGAAUUGCCCCAAUUCGAACCGCUCGCAAGCGACCCAUAGAUUACAACGAACGUCGCUAUUUCCAACUCCACAAUGUCGACGGUCCUGAAGAUGACGGCGCAGAAGAUGGAGGAAACGAGGAAAUUCUGGAAGAGGUUGAACUCGAGCCAGCCGAGCCUCCAGCCAAAAAAAGGCUUAUGGUCUUUUUCAACUUCUCACCUGAGAACACCCAGGAGCUAUCUAAACUUAUGGGAGACUACAUCACGGGACCUGGUAAUCUACGCAACGGUAGCGGCAACGUUGAGGCAUCCCGACACUCGAUUCCACAGCGGAAUGCCCCAGGUGCAGGGGAAAAACGCCUUCUCGAUACACCUAAUCAGUCGCUGAAUGAAGUUCAACUUGCCUACGCCGAACAUCUCAAGCGCGAGAUCGCGAAACUGGAAGAGGACAUUAGCCGCACCGAAGCCAAUAUCAGCAACUCGUCCCGACGCCGUGUAGGUUAUCUCAAAACCGUGCGUUCCAGCGCCGAGGCUCUCGAGCAAGCCACAAAAGAAGCCACCAAGGCUUCACAAGUGGUCCAACACGCAAGAGCCCGCUGCGAAGCAGAUGCCCAGGUUGUCGAGGAAUUACGCCGUAUGAGCAGCGACAACCCUGGCAUCCUCACUGCAGAGAUAGUCCAAAACAUCGAAAAAAAUACCCCUGCACAGAAAGAGAAGAGAGAGGCUGAGCUUAAUCUACGCAACAAGGAGAAGCGUCUCAACGACCUCAGAACCAAGAUCCAGAUGGCAGAGGCCAACGUGGACCCACUGAACAGCAAGAUCAGCGAGCUGUCUGACGUAUUGCACGCAAAGAAGAACGCCCGUCGAAGUCUCGUUGCUAUUCAUCGUCUUGUUGCAAUGGGUGGGAAGGAGUUGAAAGAGACUUUGGGGGAGAAGGGCCUCGAAGAGUGGGCGAAGGAACAGAACAGGUCUGAGAGAUAG
Fusarium oxysporum Fo47 is the source of this 1407-nucleotide messenger RNA. RefSeq lists its product as uncharacterized. The record is from RefSeq and is a predicted model, not a curated record. The transcript has 4 exons. NCBI's taxonomy places the organism in Eukaryota, Fungi, Ascomycota, Sordariomycetes, Hypocreales, Nectriaceae. The coding region runs from base 1 to 1407 and encodes 468 amino acids.